AUGGUGAUAGCCCAACAUAAGAUGAAGUUUUCUGAAAUGGUGGAGUGCACGAGAAGUAUUGAAAUUCCGAAGGAAGCUCAACGAAAUGCAAGGGCUUGGAAACCAAGUCAAUCAAUGGGAAGUUUGAGUUCUUCUUCGGGUAGUUUUGGGAGUCAAGGGCGGAAGAGUCAGAGAGAACCAUCUCAGCAACCACCUAAUCAAUCCAACUUUAGGGUGCCUUCUUCUUCGGGAACUCGGGGUACCUCAUCUAGACCUUCGAUUGUGUGUUACAGGUGUAACCAACCAGGGCACGUCCGUACUCAGUGUCCUCAGCUUCUUAAGGCAUGUUAUAAUUGUGGUAAGACGGAUCAUCUUGCUUGGAGUUGCCCUCAAGGGGCGGGAGCGCGUAGUGAGUCGGGCUCGGUACAGCAGUCAGGGGUAGGGCGUGGUGUUGGCCAGCAGUCUUUUCGAGGUGCUCAGAGGCAACAGCAGCCUCAUUUCCGCCAGACAUCGUCAGUUCAGAGUUUUGGGGUUGACCGGGGAGCGAGUUCGUCCGCACCUUCUCAAGGUUCCGGUCAAGAAGGAGGUUUUGUGCAGGGUCAGGGUACCCAGGGGCAUGUUUUCAACAUCAACACUAAUGCUUCACCUUCAGUUUCUCAGGCCCCAGAAACAUCGGUUGUAAGGGGCACUUUUCUUCUAUUCAAUUCUUUCGCUAGGGUACUAUUUGAUUCUGGAGCAUCACAUUCUUUCAUUGCCACAUCAUUUGUAUAUGCAUUGGAGUUGGACAUCGAAAAUCUUGAUUCGCCGUUGUUUGUCGAGACACCAUUAGGGGGAAAGUCAUCUUUAAGCCGUAUCUGUAAGGGUUGCGAACUCGUUAUUUGUGACCAUCACUUCGUUUUUGACUUCAUCGUGCUGGACAUGUUGGGUUUCGACCUCAUUCUUGGAAUGGAUUGGUUAUCUACAUUCCACGCAACGAUCGACUGUUUUAAGCAUCGUGUUCAUAUAUGUCCGCCUAAGGGUGUUUGUUUCGAAUUCCAUGGGGAGCGUCGGGAACCUUUAGCACCGUAUUUGUGUGGGUCUCGGGAAAGGGAGUCGGCUUAUGCUAUGUUGGCGAGCUUGACGUUAGAUGAGGAUAUGUCUACGCGUGGGAAGUUACCUCUAGUGGUUCGCGAGUUUCCUGAUGUGUUUCCUGAAGAGUUACCCGGUUUGCCUCCCGAGAGAGAAAUCGAGUUCACGAUAGACUUGCUUCCAGGCACCGCUCCUAUCUAG
Messenger RNA from Rhododendron vialii, 1248 nucleotides. RefSeq lists its product as uncharacterized. NCBI's taxonomy places the organism in Eukaryota, Viridiplantae, Streptophyta, Magnoliopsida, Ericales, Ericaceae. The transcript has a single exon. Bases 1 to 1248 code for a protein of 415 amino acids. Gene Ontology annotation, molecular function: nucleic acid binding; zinc ion binding; aspartic-type endopeptidase activity. The record is from RefSeq and is a predicted model, not a curated record. Gene Ontology annotation, biological process: proteolysis.